This is a messenger RNA of Mesoplodon densirostris (Blainville's beaked whale), 1023 nucleotides long. RefSeq names its product monoacylglycerol O-acyltransferase 3 (gene MOGAT3). The record is from RefSeq and is a predicted model, not a curated record. NCBI's taxonomy places the organism in Eukaryota, Metazoa, Chordata, Mammalia, Artiodactyla, Ziphiidae. Gene Ontology annotation, molecular function: diacylglycerol O-acyltransferase activity. Gene Ontology annotation, cellular component: endoplasmic reticulum membrane. Gene Ontology annotation, biological process: triglyceride biosynthetic process.
AUGGGAGUCUCCACAGCCCCGCCGCCCUCCCGCAGUAUGAAAACCCUGAAGAAGCAGCGGCUAGAAGUCCUGAGCGCCUACUGCUACGUGCUCACUUUCCUCUUCACGGGCCCCUUCUGUUCCCUUCUUCUCUUCCUCCUCUUCACGUCGCUCUGGUAUUUCUCUGUUCUCUACUUGGUAUGGUUCUUCCUGGACCGGGACACACCUGCCCAAGGAGGAAGGCGUUCUGAGUGGAUGAGGAACUGGAACUGGAAGCACCUAAGGGAUUAUUUCCCCAUAAAACUGGUGAAAACAGUAGAGCUGCCCCCUGACCGGAACUACCUGCUGGUCGCUCACCCACAUGGGAUCAUGGCCAUGGGAAUCCUCUGUAACUUCUCCACUGAGAACUCCAGCUUCUCCCAGCAGUUCCCCAGGCUUCGGCCCUUGACGGCCAUGCUGAAUGGCCUCUUCCAUUUCCCAGUCUACCGAGACUACCUUCUAUCCUUUGGAGGAUGUUCCAGGAAUGGCCAGAGCCUGGGUUUUAUUCUGUCGCAGCCUCAGGUCGGGCAGGCUGUGGUCGUCCUGGAGGGGGCCCACAGGUCCCUGUAUGCCAUCCCAGGGGAGCACUGCCUCACUGUCCAGAAUCGGAAAUGCUUUGUCCGCCUGGCACGGAGGCAUGGCACUUCUCUGGUGCCCGUGUACUCCUCUGGGGAGAAUGAUAUCUUCAGAGUUAAGGCUUUUGCCCCAGACUCGUGGCAGCAUCUGUGCUAGAAGAUGCUGGGCUUCAAGAAGCUCCUGGGCUUUUCUCCUUGCAUCUUCUGGGGCUGUGGUCUCUUCUCAGCCAACUCCUGGGGCCUGGUGCCCUUCUCCAGGCCCAUGACCACUGUGGUGGGCUGCCCCAUCCCGGUGCCCCAGUGUCUCCGGCCCACCGAGGAACAGGUGGACCACUCUCACAUGCUCUACAUGAAGGCUCUGGAGCAACUGUUUGAUGAGCACAAGGAAAGCUGUGGUGUCCCAGCUUCCACUCGCCCCACCUUCAUCUAG